UCCAUAAACAUUGGGCACCUCUAGUGUGCUAGGCACCCAAGUUACAUGGAUGCAGGAUGCAGCAAUAAGGUGCCACCUAUGAGAAAUGGACCCUCACCAGACACAGAAUCUGCUGGCACCUUGAUCUUGGACUUCCCAACCUCCAGAGCUAAAGAAGACGACAUUGAAAAAGGAGACCUCCCAGAGCACAAGAGGCCCCCUGCACCUGUGGACUUCUCCAAGCUAGACCCGGGCAAGCCUGAAAGCAUACUGAAAAUAACCAAGAAGGGGAAGAUGCUCAUGAUGUUCAUCACUGUGUCAGGAAAACCUAGUGAGAAGGAGACAGAGGACAUUUCGAGCCUCCAGCAGGCAAGUCUAUUCAAUGCCAACUGCGAUGUCCAGAGGUUCAUUGUGGGAUCAGACCAUGAGAUCUUCAAGCUUGGUGAUGGGAGCUACGCCUGGGAGAUCAAGGACCUUUUGGUCAGUCAAGACAGGUGUGCUGACGUAACUCUAGAGGGACAGAUGUACCCUGGCAAAGGAGGAGGAAGCAAAAAGAAAAAUAAAACGAAGCAAGACAAGGGCAGAAAGAAGAAGGAAGGAGAUUCAAAAUCUCAGGCUUCCAAGGAAGAAAAUCAAGCAGGGUAUAAAAGAGAAGAGCUGUGAUGGGGCAGCCACGGGGCAGCCAUGGGCUCUGCGGGUGAACAGAGGGACACAGAGCUUGCCAGGCUCAUGGGUGGGGGCAGGCACAGGAAACCACACACCAGGUGACAUUCUACUUUCUUCUAGAAAUGGUCUGCCAUGUGGUCAGUCUAAGAAUUACUGUUAAAAGUCUUCAA
Molecule: messenger RNA, 815 nt
Organism: Nycticebus coucang (slow loris)
Lineage: Eukaryota; Metazoa; Chordata; Mammalia; Primates; Lorisidae
Product: LRP chaperone MESD-like
Exons: 1
Coding region: 46-642 (198 amino acids)
Biological process (GO): protein folding
Molecular function (GO): low-density lipoprotein particle receptor binding
Source: RefSeq, a predicted model, not a curated record